Austrofundulus limnaeus is the source of this 1337-nucleotide messenger RNA. It is a transcript of the gene mppe1, whose product is annotated as metallophosphoesterase 1. Gene Ontology annotation, biological process: endoplasmic reticulum to Golgi vesicle-mediated transport; GPI anchor biosynthetic process. Lineage: Eukaryota; Metazoa; Chordata; Actinopteri; Cyprinodontiformes; Rivulidae. The record is from RefSeq and is a predicted model, not a curated record. Gene Ontology annotation, molecular function: phosphoric diester hydrolase activity. Gene Ontology annotation, cellular component: endoplasmic reticulum-Golgi intermediate compartment.
GCGUUGCUUCUAGCUUGACCUUUGAGUCCAAACAGAAGCAGGUUGAUGCUCGCGCUCAAAAUAAACAGAAAAAAAUAAUCACUGGGAGGACGACGUGCGCCGCUUCCACAGGAUGUUCAGACACUCCCCCGACACAGAACUGGUCGUACUGGUCGGCAAUCACGACAUCGGUUUCCAUUAUGAGAUGGACUGGUUCAAGCUGCAGCGCUUCGAGAAGGUCUUCAACGCCUCCUCCACCAGGAUCGUCACCAAAAAGGGAGUCAACUUCCUGCUGGUGAACAGUGUGGCGCUGCACGGUGACGGCUGCCCCAUCUGCCAGUCGGUGGARAAGGAGCUGAUCCGACUCUCCAGAGACCUCUACUGUUCUCUUCAGAACGCUCAGUCCAACGGCGAAGGGAAGGAAAACUGCGAGGGCGCGCGCUCGUACCCRCCCACCGCCCCCAUCAUGUUGCAGCAUUAUCCUCUGUUCAGAGUGAGCGACGCCAGCUGCACCGGCCAGGACGCCGCGCCGCCCGAAGAGCGCCACCUGCUGUUCAGAGAGAAGUACGACGUGCUGUCGAAGGAGGCGUCUCAGCGGCUGCUCCGCUGGUUUAAGCCCCGCCUCAUCCUGAGCGGACACACCCACAGCGGCUGCGAGUUCCUCCACGACAACAAGUACCCKGAAAUCAGCGUGCCGUCGUUCAGCUGGAGGAACAGAAACAACCCCAGCUUCAUCCUGGCGUCGGUGUCCUCCAGCAGCUACAGCCUGUCCAAGUGUUUCCUGCCGGAGGAGAGCACGGUGAUCGGGGUGUACUGCUCGGCCGGAGCCUGCCUGCUGCUGCUGCUCCUGGCCCACUGUCUGUGGGUGAAGGGUCUGCUGCAGCUCAGCCUCUGCCUGCUGGGGAAGCACAAGUCUCUCUGAACUACGUUACCCAGAGUGCACCUGGUGUUCAACGGAGCCGUUUCCUGCUCCUCGUCCUCUGAGUUGAAGGCCUGUCGGCCCCGAUACAGACUUUGUGUUUUAGAUGUUUUUAAAGUUUAUCAGUGCUGGCAUUGAUGAUUAUAACGAAGUGAACACCGACUUCACGAAAACACGACUUUUAAGAGAUGGAUUAAAGAUGUAUAAAUAUUUUGUCUGAUUUAUGUUGGAGGUUCAUGUCUCUUAAGUCAUAAAACACACAGAUCCUGUUUGUUUCCUGUUCCUGAAGGUUCGUCCUUCACGGCUUCUCUUUUUGUUUCACUGAUGCACAACACAACGUAUUUAUCUUUGACUUUUUGUGCCAAACCUUUUCUGAUGAGCUGUAGGAAAUAAAGUUUUCUGUGCAAUAAACAAAGAACUGUGUUGGAUAAAUAUGAAA